CACAUGUUUCUCUUGAGUUGCACAUGAGAUAAGGAAGCAAUAGCUUCGGCUGCAGUACAAUGAAAAAAAAAAAACGUGUGGGCGUGGCAAGCUCUCCAUCGAGCUGUGCCAAUGAAUUUAUUCGCUAGGAAAUAGAUCACGCUCUUAGCUCUAAAAGGUUCAGCGACAAUGAAGUGCGAAGCGCCCGGCUGUUCGGAGUGUACUACAAAGACGUAAAUCAUGCGGUCGCUACUGCGACUGCGCAUUCCUCCCUGGCUACUGCUGCUGCUGUCGGUGGCGGUUCACGCAGCUCCCCGGCGUCCCAACAUCGUGGUGCUCCUGGCCGAUGACCUGGGCUACGGCGAUGUGGGAUGCUUCGGUAACACCACCAUAUCCACGCCCAACAUUGACAGAUUGGCACAGAAUGGAGCCGUUCUUACUCAUCACACUGCAGCCGCAGCUGUCUGCACUCCGAGCAGAGCAGCGCUGCUCACGGGCAGAUACCCGGUGCGCUCAGGCAUGGAAAGCUACUUCAAGAACAAAGUGUUCAUAAUUGUCGCGUCGAGUGGCGGGCUGCCCAAUAACGAGACGACAUUCGCCAAGGUUCUUCAACAACAGGGUUACUCCACAGGAUACAUAGGCAAAUGGCAUCUGGGCUUGUACUGCACGUCCAAGGAGGACCCCUGCCACCACCCGUUGCACCAUGGCUUCGACUACUUCUACGGGCUACCCCUGACAAACCUGAAGGACUUUGGCGACGAUGAUGGCAGUGUGGUCACGACCUACUUCCCCAACAUCUUCCGCUUCUGCUACACGGCCAUGACGCUGAGUGCCGCCUUCUCGUUCCUGCUUUACCGCAGCGGAAGGCCCAUCGCCGCGGCGUUCGUCUUCGUCCUCUUCUUCGUCGACCCUGCCGUGCUCGUGUUCUUCAUCAAGAGCAUUCCGACGCUCAACGGUGUGGUCAUGCGCAACUUUGACGUGGUAGAGCAGCCUGUCCGGCUGCCGGGCAUGACGCAGAGGCUUGUCGCCGAGUCUCAACGCUUUGUCCGCUCCGCAGUUGCGGAAGGGAAGCCAUUUCUGCUCUUCCUCUCAUUCAUCCACGUGCACACGGCCCUGUUCUCACACCCAUUUUUCAUUGGCAAGAGUGCACAUGGUCGCUAUGGUGACAAUGUCGAAGAGUUGGACUGGGCCAUUGGCAAGGUUACAGAACUGUUGCAAGAGACGGACCAGACGAACAACACGUUCGUCUAUUUCACCUCCGACAAUGGCGCUCAUGUUCAAGAGAUUGGAAUUCGUGGCGAGAGAGAGGGUGGCUACAACGGCAUCUUCAGAGGCGGAAAGACCAUGGGUGGAUGGGAAGGCGGAAUUCGUGUGCCCACAGUUGUUUCCUGGCCGGGACAUGUUCCCAGUGGCCUCAAGAUCGAGGCAUCGACCAGCCAGCUCGACAUGAUGCCCACGCUGCUGGCGGUGGCCGGGGCGAAGACUCCACAGGACCGCGUCAUAGACGGCAGCAACAUACUCCCGCUCCUCCGCAAGGAAACCGCGGCCGCUUCGCACGAGUUCCUUUUCCAUUACUGCGGCAUUCACAUCCACGCAGUCCGUUACACCCCUCGCGACGGUUCUGGUACGUGGAAGGUGCACUUUAUGAGCCCCGACCCAGCCCUGUGCACGUACGUCUGCCACUGCUACGGCAGCUACGUGCUCCGCCACGACCCACCUCUCGUCUUCCACCUGGACUCCGACCCGUCCGAGUCGCGGCCCCUACGCGAGCAGGACGAUCCACGUGUUGCACGGGUGCGAGAGGCCGUCGCGGAAGCGGUAGGCGGACACGAGGCGUCAUUGCAGCUGGUGCCGCAGCAGUUUGACUUCUUCCACUCUGUGUGGCGGCCGUGGCUACAGCCGUGCUGCAGCUACCAGUUCUGCUCCUGUCGCGAGAACUACACGCUCACGGACACCCUAUGAGACGAUUCGGCGAGGCCUGUGACUUUGUAGUUCACGACUUUGUGCGUCACGGUGGCCUUUUGUGUCACGAAUUGGUGCAACUUUGCACACAUUGCACAUUCAUGACCCUAAGCUCAUGUGCUGCGACAUAAGUGCCUUAAAGGGAGAAUGGGGGCGAUGACAAAUUUCAGGAUUGUUUUGAAUUUGACAAUUGUUGUCAGGAUUGCGCUUAUGUGUGAGCUGUGACGACAUUGUGCAUCACAGUGGCAUUGUACGCUGCAAGUUUGUACAUGUCGCAUAUUCAUGACCCUAAGACCAUGUUUGACGUCCGUUCCUCAAAGGGAGAAAGGGGCAUGAGAUUUUAAAAAUUUUACGAUUGCUCUUGAAAACGUUAUUCCCAGCCAUGCUUGGAGAGCCGGUAUCUGCAGCGGCAAAAUGUGCAAAAAAAAUUGUGCGAAUAGUGAGUGAACCUUUCUUUGAUAUUACGGAUCCUAUCCUUGUAUCUUGUUACUGGUAUCGAACAUUGUCGGAACUUAGUUGUUGGUGUUUUUAAGUUUGUUGUUUUACUUGUGAUAUCCGAAUGACGCGAGAGGCAACCCAUGUAUGGAAAUGUAGUGCAGCUGUGUUUUGCAGAACUGUAUGUUAGUCCUGUGAAACUCUGAGGUGACCCACUUGGCUUUGCUCCCUGCGUACAUUGAAACGUGUUUCGACUUGUGGAACAUUGCUGUGCUGAAGUAUUUGUAUGCACGUAGUUGUAGCAAUGUACUGAAGACUUUUAGUAACGUUGAACUACUCUCUCCAGUUUAACAAACCAUUACAGCCAGGAAGACAUUUUUCACACAUGGCUAAAGUGUAGCCACAGCUAAAAUGUUCCUGUUGCAGCUGCAUGUGAUGUUGUCAUAUGUCGCCACUAGCUUGUGGCAACGUGUAGCUUGUGACAAUCUCACAAGCCACUGUCACCACAUGGUGGUGACAUGCAAUACAUUUCCAGCAUUUUUCACUAUUACAUUAGCACUGUUUGAGGCCACGCAAUGCCUAACGUCUAUUUUAUUUGAAGGCUUAAAAGUGUAGACCAACACCACGCGCACAUUUUAGUUGCAACUGCCGGUUAGGCACUAAAAGAUUCGACAGGGCGCUGCUGGAAGUACGAGUGCAUGUGGUUGCUUUGUUUUACCUGUUUUUAAUGGCUUGCCAAAAUGGAACUUCCGACCCUAACUGUACUGCAUGGGCAUUGAAUUCCUCGAUCGCAAGUGGCUCCAGCGCUCAAGCUUUUGGAGGAGUUAAUCACAUCACUAAAGUUACCCAUGUGAUUUCAGUAUUGAGGCAUCUGUACAGAUACAGGGCAGACAGCUUCGAUUUUACGAUCAGUUUUGUCAUUUGCUUGCAAUGGCAGUAGAGUGCCUAGUUGAUGCAUUUGAAUUUUUAAUGGUAUAAUCUAAGCUCAUUAUAAAGAAAUUUUCCACUAGAACCAAAGUUCUACCUCAGUAAAUCCAGUAUUCUAUACAAGCACAUUCCUCUUUUAAGCUAUUCAGGAACAUUACAAAUUGUGUUAUAUAGAAUGCAAAUGAAAUUCAUAAGUUGUUAUAUUCAUGAUUGUUAUUAGUUCAACGGUGUUUGAAACUUCAAAUGCAGGGGAAUGAUGUUUUUGUUGUAUAUUCAGUUUAUUUGAUAUUUGUAAUGCCCGUGAGGUCAUGUGUGGCUAAACUGUGUACAAGAUGAGAGCAUUUGGUAGUGCCUACUGGAUCGAAAAAUUGGGGCUGAAAGCUCUGCAAGCCUACCUUAAAUGUGUGCGUACUUCCAUUUCAUUUGCUUCAAAUUACUGAGAAGCUCAGUUUUCAGGUGUGACAAACAGGCCAUAUGCGUGUUUUUUGUAUAUAUUUCACUUAAUUUCAAUCAUGGAUGUAUCUAAUUUUCUUUCCAAGUUUGUUCCACGAGUUGAAAUACCUAAAAUGCUUUAACAACAACAAUUGUGAACAUACCUAGAAUACAUUGCAUAUUUAAUCAAAAAUGUAUGCAAAAGCAUAAUGAAUUAAGGAUGUUGUGAAGGUUUUUUGUAUCGAGAUUUCCAUCAUAAUGAUGUCUUGUCCUGCAAAUAUUUUCAGUAUCACCGCCAUGAAAUGAAAUAUUUUUACUUCAUUUUUCGCUAACCAGUCAGUGCCGAAUUCGUAGACGAACUUUUUCCUAGCGAUUCUCCUGUUCAAGCAACUUUUACCGACCAAUUCAUGAUCUCGAAAGGAUCAACAGUCACGAAAUCAAGAUGAAAAAAACGUGCAAUACAUGAUUGACACGUAUGAAGACAAAUGAGCAUGUUUGUAAUUUUCUCAUCAUCAUCAUCUCACUCUCUAUUAGUACUUUUCGAUCUCUACAAACUGGAUGGCCCACUUAGGAGUAACUCUUGGCCUUGCCUAUAAGUGACAAUUAGUCAAUUGAUUAGAUUUUUAGCCAUAGUAGAUAGGAAAACUGGGUCAGUUGGCGCAUAUCGCAUUUCACAUUAUGUUGAAUGGCAUUCCAUUGUUAAAGGCUUGGAUGGUUCGACACUGCUGUGACCUGGUUGCUAUGCCCUCCAUCACUUUACUUUCAACAAUCUAUUUUGGUCAAAAUGGAAGCUGCACUAGGGUGUACCGGUUCGGCUGUUGAUGAACGACAGCCAUUCAGGUAGACAGCAGUGAAGGAACUUGAUGACUGAGCUGACCGAUGGCGUGUUUUGUUUUUUUUUUUCUUCUUUUGUUUUCAUAUUUCGCGUGCGACAUGACUGCGUGAUAGUGUCCAAGACGGACAUUCUUUUUUCAAGUUGCGUAACGAAUACUUGUGACAUGUCCAAGUGAUAUGAGAUUACAUAUGAUGACUACAAACACAUGACAUAGUGUUGCAGCCAUAAAGUUUUCUAGCUUUGUUCGACGUCAUCCUCACGCUGUCGACCAAACUCUAGUCUAAUUAGUGCGGCACGUACAUCCCAAGUCAUACAAUAAUUAUAUCACUCAUUACACAUAGGAAGAAAUGAAGGUAUGCUUCUGGCAUAGUACUCUAGUCUCGAAUGUACAGAUAGAAGGGUGAUCCACCUUCCUCCUAGCCGAUGCCUGUAAAAACUCUCAUCAUAAAGUACUGUGUGCAUGGUACACAACACAACACCAAAACUUGUAUAACAAGUAAUCUGUGCAAUUACACGAGACAACCAGCAUCGUAUUGCUGCGAAUCCGACCCCCAAACAGGUUGUUGCACAAACCAGUAUUACACACAUGUGCCACAAACUAAAGCCCAUGAAAAAUGGAGUAUAUGCAUUUCAUCAUGUGAGCACCGUACAACCCGGUCUGUGGGUGACCCAUUUCGUUGCCAAGUUGCUGCAAGUGUUAUGUAUGACUGUAUCAUUGCGUUGUGAUUUUAUAAAUAAACGGCUAUUUUCCAGCA
Messenger RNA from Rhipicephalus microplus (southern cattle tick), 5325 nucleotides. Its product is annotated as steryl-sulfatase-like. Gene Ontology annotation, molecular function: arylsulfatase activity. The record is from RefSeq and is a predicted model, not a curated record. Lineage: Eukaryota; Metazoa; Arthropoda; Arachnida; Ixodida; Ixodidae.